CCUUGCUCCACUGUCUCCUCUGUUCUUCUCCCUCUAUAAAACCCCCCAGCUGUUCCCCCCCAAAUCCCAUCACCAACAACACAAAAUUCCUCCGCAAGCCAAAACAGAGAAGAUAUCUCUGUUCCAAUCCGCCAACAAUGGCUUCCUCCAGUUCUACAAUAGCGGCGACGCUCGUGGUGUGCGCGCUGCUGCUGUGCCAGACGUGCCUGGCGACGAGGAAGCUGACGGCGCUGGUGCAGGAGCAGCCCAUCACGAUGAAGUACCACAAGGGCGCGCUCCUCUCCGGCCGCAUCGCCGUCAACCUCGUCUGGUACGGCAACUUCUCGGCCUCCCAGCGCGCCGUCAUCACCGACUUCCUCUCCUCCCUCUCCACCACCGCCCCUUCCCCACAACCGGAGCCCUCCGUCGCCACCUGGUUCAAGACCGCCCAGAAGUACUACUCCACCUCCAAAGCCCGGUUCCCGGCGCUCACCAUGGGCGCGCACGUCCUCGACUCCUCCUGCUCCCUCGGCAAGCGGCUCAGGGAGAAGGACCUCGUGAAGCUCGCCUCCCGGGGCUCGCCCAGCCGCGCCAUUAAUGUCGUGCUCACGGCUGACGAUGUCGCCGUUGACGGCUUCUGCUCGAGCCGCUGCGGCUCGCACGGCGCGUCCCCGCGGUCACGCGCCGGCCGGUUCGCGUACGUCUGGGUCGGCAACCCGGCCACGCAGUGCGCCGGCCAGUGCGCGUGGCCGUACCACCAGCCGCAGUACGGUCCCCAGGCGGCGCCGCUUACCCCGCCCAACGGCGAUGUCGGCGUGGACGGCAUGGUGGUGUCCCUCGCGUCCAUGGUGGUCGGCACGGUCACCAACCCCUUCGGCAACGGCUUCUUCCAGGGCCCCGCGGAGGCGCCGCUCGAGGCCGCCACGGCGUGCGCCGGGGUGUACGGCAAGGGCGCGUACCCUGGCUACGCCGGGUCGCUGCUCGUGGAUCCGACGACUGGGGCGAGUUAUAAUGCGAAUGGGGCGAAUGGGAGGAAGUACCUUGUCCCGGCGCUCGUCGACCCGGACACGUCGGCUUGCUCCACGCUCGGGUAGAUGAGGAGAUCCGUAGAGAGGAUGAUGACAGUACACGUAGUGGUUUAUAUAGUUGGGGUGGUGGUGUUUUUACUGUGUGGAGAGUGUUCCACACGAGCUAAUCUUCUCUGUGUUCAUGUUCUUUGUAGUGGUGGUGAAAUGAAAUAUUCUUUCAUUUGAUUGAUGAAAAAAGAAACGGUAUUGGAUGA
This is a messenger RNA of Brachypodium distachyon (stiff brome), 1261 nucleotides long. RefSeq names its product protein EXORDIUM. Bases 138 to 1073 code for a protein of 311 amino acids. Lineage: Eukaryota; Viridiplantae; Streptophyta; Magnoliopsida; Poales; Poaceae. The record is from RefSeq and is a predicted model, not a curated record. The transcript has a single exon.